Pipistrellus kuhlii (Kuhl's pipistrelle) is the source of this 462-nucleotide messenger RNA. RefSeq names its product 28S ribosomal protein S12, mitochondrial-like. Gene Ontology annotation, molecular function: structural constituent of ribosome. The transcript has a single exon. Gene Ontology annotation, cellular component: ribosome. NCBI's taxonomy places the organism in Eukaryota, Metazoa, Chordata, Mammalia, Chiroptera, Vespertilionidae. The record is from RefSeq and is a predicted model, not a curated record. Bases 1 to 462 code for a protein of 153 amino acids. Gene Ontology annotation, biological process: translation.
AUGUCCCUGAGUUAUGGCCUAGCCCUGAUCCCCCAGCUCUGGGCCACCUGCACCAUGGCCACCCUGAAUCAGAUGUACCUACUAGGGCCUCCAAAGCAGCUGCCUCCAAAACUGGCCCCCACAGAAGCCCAGGUGCAGCUAAAGGGUGUGGUUUUGCACACAUUCAUUUGUAAACCCAAGAAGCGGUACUCAGCCAACUGCAAGUGCUGCUAUAUGCAACUCAGCACAGGCCAAGAGGCCAUCUGCUUUACCUCAGGGGUGGGCCACAACCAGCAGGAGCACCCUGUGCUUGUGCUAGGUGGACACAAUCAGGAAUUGCCUGGUGUCAAGCUCAAGGUUAUGAAUGCAAGUAUGACUAUGCUAUGUGCAGAAGUUUCUGCCAGGGGCAUACUGGGCUGUGGUUUGUGUAAAAUAAGAACCUUUGUCACUGGGUUCCUGCAGUAUUCUUGGAAAGUAGGCUAG